AUGACGGGCGUGAAAUACCGGCUAUCUGCGGAUGGUCAGAGCGGAGCAGGAAACAACUGGGCAAAGGGCCAUUAUACGGAAGGUGCUGAAUUAGUUGAUUCUGUGUUAGAUGUUGUAAGAAAGGAGGCAGAAAGCUGUGAUUGUCUCCAGGGCUUUCAGCUUACUCAUUCUCUCGGUGGUGGUACAGGCUCUGGCAUGGGUACCCUCCUCAUCAGCAAAAUUCGUGAAGAGUACCCAGACCGAAUUAUGAAUACUUUCAGUGUUGUACCCUCCCCUAAAGUAUCAGAUACUGUAGUAGAGCCCUACAAUGCCACACUCUCGGUGCACCAGCUUGUGGAGAACACAGAUGAAACCUACUGUAUCGAUAACGAAGCCCUCUACGACAUAUGCUUCAGAACACUGAAGUUAACUACUCCAACGUACGGUGAUCUGAACCAUUUAGUGUCGGCAACCAUGAGCGGUGUUACCACCUGCCUGCGAUUCCCAGGCCAGCUUAAUGCUGACCUGCGGAAGCUGGCAGUGAACAUGGUUCCCUUCCCCCGUUUGCACUUUUUCAUGCCUGGUUUUGCCCCGCUCACGAGCCGUGGGAGCCAGCAGUACCGUGCACUAACUGUGCCAGAGCUCACACAGCAGAUGUUUGAUGCAAAGAAUAUGAUGGCUGCGUGUGACCCACGUCACGGCCGCUAUCUGACCGUAGCUGCUGUUUUUAGAGGCCGUAUGUCGAUGAAAGAGGUCGAUGAGCAAAUGCUGAACGUUCAGAACAAAAAUAGCAGCUAUUUUGUUGAAUGGAUUCCUAAUAACGUUAAAACAGCGGUCUGUGACAUUCCACCUCGUGGCCUGAAAAUGUCUGCCACCUUCAUUGGUAACAGCACAGCCAUCCAGGAGCUGUUCAAACGCAUUUCUGAGCAGUUCACGGCCAUGUUCCGCCGAAAGGCUUUCCUGCACUGGUACACGGGCGAGGGCAUGGACGAGAUGGAGUUCACAGAGGCUGAGAGCAACAUGAACGACCUGGUGUCUGAGUAUCAGCAGUACCAGGAUGCUACAGCUGAGGAGGAGGGGGAGUUUGAGGAGGAGGCUGAAGAAGAGGCAGAGUAAAAGCUAUGCAGAUGAACACCUGUAAAUUUUGUUUAAAGCUGUAUGAACUCUUUCAUUCAAAACUUCUCUGUUUGUGUUGUGUUCCUCUUCCUGUCUCAAAGUCACUUCAAAUGCUGUACAGGCACCAUUAAAGCAUUUUUCACAGUGCA
Molecule: messenger RNA, 1244 nt
Organism: Mesitornis unicolor (brown roatelo)
Lineage: Eukaryota; Metazoa; Chordata; Aves; Mesitornithiformes; Mesitornithidae
Product: tubulin beta chain
Exons: 2
Coding region: 1-1095 (364 amino acids)
Biological process (GO): microtubule cytoskeleton organization; mitotic cell cycle
Cellular component (GO): microtubule; cytoplasm
Molecular function (GO): GTPase activity; GTP binding; structural constituent of cytoskeleton
Source: RefSeq, a predicted model, not a curated record